AUGGCAGGGACAAGACCAAAAUUGGACAACAGCAAGAUUGCAGGAAGAAGACCUUCACAACCAGAAGAGGUCAGCUUGAGAGACAUUUUGAAAGAGAUUCAGAGACUGGCAGCGAAGCAGGAUGAAUAUCAGCAAGAAGCCCAGAUAAAAAUGGACAAACAAACUAUUCAACAAAGGGAAAUAUGCGAGGAACUUCUUGAAAUGAAAAAAGAAUUUAGAGAGGAGAUGGGAUUAUUGAAAAAGGAAAUGAUGAAGACAAAUAAGGAGAUUAACAACUUAAAAAUGGAAAAUAUGAAAUUAGUCAAACAACAAAAUACCCUACAAAAAAAGAUGGAGGAUUUUGAACAAAAAAAUGAUAAACUUGAGAAAUUAGAAAAACUACAGGAGAAACUUGAACAAAACGAGAGGGAAUUUCAGCUACGCUUCCGAAAUGUGCAGGAGGAAGCAAAAGAAGAUACUCGCCAGUUGAUAACCAAACUGCUAGCUAAUCUCCUAAAACGAACAGAAGAAAAUAUGGACAAUGAGAUUGACAAAAUCUAUCGAGUUCAAACUAACUUUUCCAAAAGAAAUAAAGUGGCGAGGGACAUUAUUGUCCAUUUUGUAAAAAAAAGGAUAAGGGAUGAAAUCCUGAUUCAAAACAGCCGAAACCCAUUGUAUCACAAAGGUAAAAAAGUGAUCGUACUAAAAGAAUUCCCUCAAGCAACAUUAAACAGAAGGAGGAAGUACUUUUUUCUGACUGAUGAACUGAAACGGAUGAAAAUAAGAUUCCGUUGGGAGAAAAAAGAAGGAAUAAUGGUCACAUAUAAAGAGGAAAAGCACUGGUUAACCUCAGAAGAUAAGGCUAAGGAGUUUUACAAGAGGUAUAUAAAUGGAAAAAGUGAAAUACCUUCAGAAACCACUCCCCCCUCAGUCAAAAGAAAGAAAGCUAAAAGAGCGAGAUACCAUUCGGAGGAAAAACAAAAGCUCAAAACGGACUCAUUCUAUAAACUAGUAAAUGUGUCAGAUGAGGGGGAAGAGGGGAAUUCUGAAGAAGAAGAAGAAAGAGAGGAUAAGGAAGCGGAAGAAGAAGAAGAGAGAAUGGGGUCGGAAAAAGAGCAGGAAUCGGAGGAAGACAAAGCGCAGAUGACAUCAGAUAAUCCCCAUGGAAACGAGAAUGAGUAA
This is a messenger RNA of Anolis carolinensis (green anole), 1161 nucleotides long. RefSeq names its product glutamic acid-rich protein-like. Bases 1 to 1161 code for a protein of 386 amino acids. The transcript has a single exon. The record is from RefSeq and is a predicted model, not a curated record. NCBI's taxonomy places the organism in Eukaryota, Metazoa, Chordata, Lepidosauria, Squamata, Anolidae.